Messenger RNA from Emys orbicularis (European pond turtle), 381 nucleotides. RefSeq names its product potassium voltage-gated channel subfamily E regulatory subunit 1 (gene KCNE1). The transcript has a single exon. Gene Ontology annotation, cellular component: membrane. Gene Ontology annotation, biological process: membrane repolarization during action potential; potassium ion export across plasma membrane; negative regulation of delayed rectifier potassium channel activity. Gene Ontology annotation, molecular function: transmembrane transporter binding; delayed rectifier potassium channel activity; potassium channel regulator activity. Lineage: Eukaryota; Metazoa; Chordata; Testudines; Emydidae. The record is from RefSeq and is a predicted model, not a curated record. The coding region runs from base 1 to 381 and encodes 126 amino acids.
AUGGCAACGCUGUCUAAUGAUACAGCACUGAAUUCACUCCUCUCCAAAUUAUUACAAGAAUAUGUAGACCGGACAAAUAACUCUGCAUCUUCUCAGACUGGAAAACCCAGUGACAAUCUGGAAAUCAUCUAUGUGCUCUUGUUGCUUGGUUUCUUUGGCUUUUUCACAUUUGGAACAAUGCUUAGCAACAUCCGCUCCAAAAAGCUUGAGCACUCAAACGACCCAUACAAUGUGUACAUUGAAACAGAUAUUUGGCAUAAGCUGGAUGAGGCAAAUUUUCAUGCAAAAAUUGUGGGAAGUUAUAAAUCGUGCUGUGUGUUUGAGAACCAGCUUGCUGCGGAGCAACCUAUUAAUCAGAUUCCUCAGGUGAAGUCUUCAUAG